CGUCCAGCACGAAAGACGCUCAUACUAGAUCUUGACGAGACUCUGAUACAUUCCCUGUCCAAAGGCAGCACCAUGUCUAGUGGGCAUAUGGUGGAAGUCAAGCUCGGUUCACAUGCUAUUCUCUACUAUGUACACAAACGGCCGCACUGUGACUUGUUCCUCCAAAAAGUAUCCUUGUGGUAUGACCUGGUCAUCUUCACGGCGAGUGUACAGGAGUAUGCGGACCCCGUUAUUGACUGGCUCGAACGGGACCGGAAGUACUUCAAGGCGAGAUACUACCGCCAGCACUGCACCUAUCGCUUCGGGGCGUAUAUGAAGGACCUGAGCGUUGCAGAAGAAGACCUGGGAAAAGCCGUCAUUAUCGACAAUUCGCCCCUUUCCUACCGGUUGAAUGAGGAGAAUGCAAUACCCAUCGAAGGUUGGAUUAAUGAUCCAACAGACAACGAUCUCCUCUACCUCCUGCCACUGCUCAAUAGUCUGCGGAUGCUGUAUGAUGUACGUUCUUUGCUGAAGCUCAGACUCUAG
This is a messenger RNA of Protomyces lactucae-debilis, 525 nucleotides long. RefSeq names its product NLI interacting factor. Gene Ontology annotation, molecular function: protein serine/threonine phosphatase activity. The transcript has a single exon. The record is from RefSeq and is a predicted model, not a curated record. The annotation marks the transcript as partial. NCBI's taxonomy places the organism in Eukaryota, Fungi, Ascomycota, Taphrinomycetes, Taphrinales, Protomycetaceae.